AAUGAAACCAGCGUGUUAUUUAAAAAAAGUUGGACCCUAUAGUCUUAUAAGAGAAAUUGGUUCAGGUAAUUAAUUAAUAGAAUUUAGGAUCUUUUGCAAGAGUAUUUAGAGGGAAAAUGGAUGGUAGAUAAGAAGAUGUAGCAAUAAAAAUGAUUUCUAAAUAAAAUGUAAGAAAUGAGAGUAUGUCAAUGAUUGAAAAAGAGAUUGAAAUAUUGAGAUAAUUGGAUCAUCCAAACAUUAUAAAAUUGAUAGAUUUUAAGAGGACAUAGAAUCAUUAUUAUUUGGUUUUUGAAUAUUGUGAGAAUGGAGAUUUAGAUGCAUAUAUAAGGUAUUAGAUUAUUUUUAAAUAAAAAUUAGGAAAUAUUCUCCUAAUGGUAUAUUACCAGAAGAAGAAGUAAGAAGGAUAGUAUAAUAAUUGGCAUUGGCAUUACAAUAAAUGUAUAAGUUAAGAAUAGUACACAGAGAUUUAAAAUUGGCAAACAUUCUAGUAUCAAAGAAUUUUUAAGUAUAAUAGUUAUUAAAAUAGUUUAGAUAAAAUUGGCAGAUUUUGGAUUUGCAAAGUAUAUGGAAGAUGAUUAAUAUUUAACAUCUUAUUGUGGUACUCCAUUGACAAUGGCUCCAGAGAUUCUAUAAAGAAAGUAAUAUAAUGAGAAAUGUGAUGUGUGGUCAGUUGGUGUAAUUAUUUAUUAAAUGAUAUAUGGUAAAUCUCCUUUUAUUCCACCUAAAGGAGGUAAUAUUAAUGAUUUAAUUGCUAUAAUCAAUAAAGGAGAUUUACAAUUUCCUGAUUUAUUAAUUACUACAAAAUUGAAAGAAUUACUGUUAUAAAUGUUACAAUAGGAUUUUAAAAAAAGAAUUAGUUUUAGAGAUUUCUUUGAACAUAGUUGGUUGUAAGGAGAAGUUAAAGCAGACUAUAUAUAAAGCAUUAAAUAAGAUAUUUAAGAAAAUCUUACUGAAGUAACACCAGUUACUCAUCAUAAAGUUAGUGAAGAUAUUUAGGAUGAAGAAAUCUUUAAUGAUAAAGAUGAUAGUACAAAUGAAGUUUUUAAAGAUUUAUAAUUAAAAUAUAUUGGUUAUCAAUUACAAAAGUAGGCAUUGUCCUAUUUAGAUUUGAUGUUUGAAGAAAUAAAUAAAAUCAAAUCAUUAUGCGAUAAACUUUAGAAUUAUAAAGUUAAUUUUUAGUUUCUUCAAAAUCGUUUAUUGAGUUUAUCUUUGGCUAUUAGAAUAUAUGAGGCAUUUCUAAUUAAGUAGGUCAAUGAAUUUAUGAAAGAAUAAAUUGUAGUAUUGCAUACUUCAUCUAGCAAUAGUUCUUUGAUCAGUCUUUAGAUGAAAAGACCAUUUGUUGCUCAUUAAAUUACAAUGUAGAAAGAAAUCAUUGAAAUUAAAAAUUAUUUCAAAGAUAAUUAAAUGAUAAUGAAUCAAUUUGAAUAAUGUGGUUAUUGCAUAGCUGAUAACAUCUUUGAUGAAAUUCUAGAAUUGUUAAUGAAUUUAAUAGAACAUUAAUAAUACAUUGAUUAAGAUAUCUUUACUUAAUUGAUUUAGUUGUUAUAUUCAUUUAAUUAUUCAUAACCUUAAUUACUUUAAGUUGAAUUGUACAUGAAAUUGUAAACAGGAAAUGAUAUGAAUUAUUAUUGGCACUUAUUCAAAUUAGUUAGAGUUAAUCAAAAACACAUUGCAGAUUCAAUUGAAAAUUAAAUAGUCUGUGAGAACAAUGAUCUAGAUAAAAAAUUAUAAUUUGAAUGGAGAUUAGUAAAAGAUGAUUCUGAAGAAGCUUAAGUAUCAUUUACUAAGGAAGAGAUUGAUAAAUUAUAAGACUUACUAAAAGAAGAAUAUACCAAAAGGGAUAUACGUUAAUAAAUAUAAUGAUAAUU
Molecule: messenger RNA, 1868 nt
Organism: Paramecium sonneborni
Lineage: Eukaryota; Ciliophora; Oligohymenophorea; Peniculida; Parameciidae
Source: the annotation of a GenBank genome assembly